Messenger RNA from Saccharomyces kudriavzevii IFO 1802, 3237 nucleotides. It is a transcript of the gene SPT23, whose product is annotated as Spt23p. The coding region runs from base 1 to 3237 and encodes 1078 amino acids. NCBI's taxonomy places the organism in Eukaryota, Fungi, Ascomycota, Saccharomycetes, Saccharomycetales, Saccharomycetaceae. The record is from RefSeq and is a predicted model, not a curated record. Gene Ontology annotation, molecular function: protein binding. The transcript has a single exon.
AUGAUGAGUAGCACCAGAAAUGUUUCAUCGCUGCUUCCCAGCUAUAACAGUAAAGCACAACACGACAGUGGGUCCUCGGACUUGGAUCUGCUUGAGUCAGAACUACUGGAUAUCGCUCUACUCAAUUCUGGGUCCUCUUUGCAAGAUCCUGGAUUGUUGACCCUCGAGAAGGAGAAAAUUACAGCUCCUGCCGCCGUUGUACCGGUCAAAGAAAAAGAGCAGGAGCUAAGAGACGACGUCACAUCUCUGCAGAGUUUGCUUGAUCGGCACGUCCAAUUUGGUAGGAAGCUACCGCUGAGAACGCCAUAUGCCAAUCCGCUAGAUUUUGUCAACAUAAACCCGCCUUCUCUGCCGUUGUCGCUGGAAAUCAUUGGGUUGCCCAAGGUCUCUAGAGUGGAAACUCAGAUGAAGCUGAGUUUCCGGAUUAAAAACGCACACGCAAGAGAAAAUUUCUUUAUUCAUUUACCCUCCGAUUGCAUAGCGAAGGACAAGUUCUUCACUAGCCCGGAAAAUCCCGCCGACUCGACCAUACCCAAUAAGCACAUCAGCGAGCGGACUCUUUUCCUGGACGCCUUUCUUUUAUGUGCAUCCAACAGCAAUAGCAACAAUUUCAAGCAAACGUAUGUUUGCAAUAGAUGCGUCAACAGAGAAAAAAGAAGAGCUUCGAGAAGGAAAUCCGGAUUGAACGACAACUCCAUCUGGCAGAAUAAUGAAAACAAAAGAGCAAUUAUAUUCAAUAGCAAACAACUUUUCAUCAUUAGUAAUGACGGUUUAAGCGAUGGUUCCAGCGCUAUUGAUUUUGAUUUACCGACUAGAAUUGUCUGUUACUGCAGACACCACAAGGCCACUAAUGGGUUUGUGAUCUUGUUCCUUCUAAAGGAUCACAACGGCGACAUCUUGGCCAAGACAAUAACCGAGCCCAUUAUGAUCAUGGAUAAAAAAAACACUAGCAAUACCACUACUCCUACAAGCACUGGUAAUGCUCAGGUAUCGCCGAUGACAAAUGACACUAGGUCCUUCUCAUCCCCGCAAAGUGAGAUGAAUUUUUCAUCCGAAUUCCCCAUACCUUCCAACAACAAAAACUUCAUCAUUUCUACAAAAUGCAUGCUUGAUGAUAAUAAUAAUAAUAAUAACAAUGGCAACAACAAUACUGCAACGACCAACAACUGCAACAACAGACACUUUCCAUCCCCGAAGUCCUCCAGUGAAGACAGCAACCAUUCUUUUUCAGAUAUUCAUUUUUCAAACAACAUCGACAACAAUUUCCGCCGUUCACUGGAUUCUUGGUCUUCCGCAGGUUUUAACAACUCGUCAAAUCCCGCUCUCACAACAUUGACCAGCGAUUUCAGUACAACCUCGGCGAGAAAUACUGGCAAGAGACAGCGUUCGAUAAACGAACCCUUUGCAUCUACUCCAAACUCAUUUGCCCGUCUUCCUCAGAACUUCAUCGACUCAUCUAAACACUUAUCCAACCACAGCAGCGUUUCCUUGGCCUUCAAUAACAAACCUUCAAUUCAACGUGUCAUCCCCGCACAGGGGUCCAUUAAUGGAGGUAUCGAGGUAACUCUACUUGGCUCGAAAUUUAGACAGGGCUUAAUCAUCAAGUUCGGCGAAAAUAUAGCGCUGUCUAGCCAAUGCUGGAACGAUUCUACAAUGGUAACUUAUUUACCGCCAUCGUCGAAACCGGGACCAGUUAUGGUAACUAUUGUUGAACCAAAUGAGGCUUCCAUGAGGAACAACAGUAACAGCAGCAUUUCUAAGAGUAAUAGUGUGAGCGAUAUGCUACAUUCUAGCAAAUACACCGGCGACAAGGCCAUUUUCACUUACGUCGAUGAUACUGAUAGACAACUGAUCGAGUUGGCUCUGCAAAUCGUGGGGUUGAAAAUGAACGGUAAGCUGGAAGACGCAAGAAAUAUUGCAAAAAGAAUUGUCGGCAGUGAUUCGUCACCAUCUAGCAAUACCACGAGACCAAUUACUCAAAACACCCCUACAAAUUCGUACGCAUACAUGAUGCGGGACAUAAACGAUGAACAAUUGAUCAUUAAAGUCAUCAAAUCUUUCGAAGAAAAUAACAAUCUUUCCAUGAUUAAUCUUUCCAUGUGUGAUGUUAGAGGCAGAACUUUAUUACAUUUAGCGUCAUUCAGUAACUGCUAUAGUCUCGUCUCACUAUUAAUCAAAUAUGGAUCGCACUUAAAUGAUCAAGAUGUUUUUGGUUUUACCGCGUUACAUAUGGCAUGUAUAAAUGGGGAUUUGAGAAUUAUCAGGCUACUGUUAGAGUGCAACGUGGAUGUUAUGAAGAAAUCCAAGAACGGCUUUAUCGCCAAACAAUUUUUCUUGAUGAAUUACAGUAUUAAUAAAGCAAGAUACUCAAAUUAUGAAACUAGUCUGUUUGAUGAUGUCUUGACUAGAUUGACGAAAAAUAGCGCGGUAUGCGGUGAUAAUCAACCAUUCGACAGAGAUUCAUCCCAGUCGAGUUUCAACUCAAGUCUAUUUGAUGAUGAUAAUGAUACUCAUAAUGAUCGUUACAAAGGAAGGAGCCAUUUACCAGUCAACUCCGCUGAACCCAUUUCUCAAUUAUCCACCCGCGAUAACAAUACGUCAUUUGCAAUUAUGGACUCAGAUUCAGGUUAUGACGUAAGUGACUGCGAAUCGUCUUCAGAUGAAAUUGCCUUGGAGUUCUUCAAUGCCCAUAAAAUCAAGGACGCCUCUUUCCAGCAAAAUCAACUUCAAAAGGGAGCUGAAACUAACGUAGAACAUGACGGCUCUUUAUGGAACAGAAUGCUAAAUCGUUUAAAUGACGAACUGCCUAAGUAUGAAGAUCUAUUCCCAAGGAUAUCCAAACACGGAGAACUUGGUAUUAAAUCUGUCGAUGCUAGCUUAGAGGAUCCUACUCAAAUGACCAUUGAUGAUCCUCAAACUUCUUCAGAAGACGAUGAGUUGGAAGCUUUGCAAAUUGGAUUCAACACAAUCUUCUCCAAGAAGCAAAACUUCCAGAAUGAUAAAAUGCUGUUAUUCUUUUGGAUCCCAUUGACUUUGGUACUACUAUUAUGUUUCACAUUGUCGAAGUUGGGCAAAGAUGAUGACAUGUUCCAUAAUAUAUCUAAAAUUUUUCAGGAAUACCUAAGAAUUGGGUUAGCCAAGGUUCUGUUAGGUAACGAAAGAAUGAAGACUUCCUUAAAAAUGCAACUAUCGAACUUUCAAAACAAUAACAUUUUAAAUGACAUGCGAGUCAGUUAA